This is a messenger RNA of Diaporthe amygdali, 2916 nucleotides long. RefSeq lists its product as uncharacterized. NCBI's taxonomy places the organism in Eukaryota, Fungi, Ascomycota, Sordariomycetes, Diaporthales, Diaporthaceae. Bases 1 to 2916 code for a protein of 971 amino acids. The transcript has 3 exons. The record is from RefSeq and is a predicted model, not a curated record.
AUGGCCACGCUCGACCCAGGCCCACUGGACCUUCGCUGUUUUUCUGUGGAUUCGAGGCCUGCAGAUGUCGCCAGUAUGCUUUAUAAUGGGAUUUCGGACCGGUCACGAGGGUGGAAGUCGAGCAGGUCAAGGGAAUCGCUUGGGGCUGAGGCGAGUAUGGAUCGAGGCCUGAACGUGAAGAGAUGGGACGGCAGUGCCAGGAUAAUGUCUGGCUGGGACAGUCUGAGAAAGGACCCAGAACUAUGGUACAAGAACGGCGACUGCUUCGUGCACUUGUAUGAGAAAGGUCGAUCGCAGAGGGGACCCGCCUUCAAAGUUCCCUUCGUGUGUCUACUCUCUGCUCAAUGCACCCCUCUGAUCGAAAGAUUCGUGGAUCGAUCCGUAUCAGAGGAAGAAGCGCAUCAAAAUGGCCGGGUCGAUCUUUACAUUCCUGCACCUCCGACGGCAAGUCGUUCCCAAGCUCUACAAUACCACAUUGCGACCAGGAACUUCUUCGCUUGGAUGUUCCGGCGAUCAAUGGUUGGUAACCACCUAGGAAACGCACUCGUGGCCCUGCAUGGUAGCAUGCACGAGUUUCGCGAUGCCGGUGCGAACAACAAACAGGAUCUGUUGAGCUACCUUGAUGAAGAGGGCUAUUUGGACACGCGCCACCAGCCCAAUCACGCCCUCGCCAUCCUGCAUGUGGCAGAAAACUUUGAGCUGAGAGACUUAUACGUUGACGCGUUUGCUCACUGCGUUGGCAUGAGCGAGCAACUGUACAGAAGUCCAGAGUAUUCGCGCAUCAGUGUAGUAUCACGGAAGCUUAUCCGACUCGCCAGGAUUGACCUGGACACUCGCCUCAGCCGCGGUGGUGCCAUGUUGAGUGAUCUCUUAGAAACCGAGCUUUCUGAGGCUCACCUUGGAUUAUCGACAGGAGCCCGAGCCCACCUCGACCGGUUCAGGGGCUACAUUCAAGGGUUUUACACGACCAAGUUCGGAUAUUUCCCGCCUCCGCCUGCCGAAGCAGGCCGCAGUACUGUGUUCAAGCCGGAGCUAUACUCCACUCUCAAGGCAGACUUUGAUGCACUCUACGAAUACCUUGUUGACGAACGUUUCACGACGGCCGGCAACAGCCCUUUCGAGGCGCAAGGGGGGCUAUGUACGCUUCAAAGUGUCCAGGCAUUCGACUCGAGAAACAAGUUCACACCUCAGGAUCAUCCGUUUCCUCUUCUGCCGGAAACACCGAAGAGCAAGGAGUCUCGCAGAAUGUCGAUACCUUGGCAAUUUGUCGCAGCAAGGGCCAGCGAGGUUAAGCUGCGCCCCGACCAGCGCCUCAUUGUACACGCUGCACUCAUGAAAGCAACCAAUCACACCAAGGUACACCUUAUGGAAAACAGACUGGUUCUGGCAUAUCGCCAGUUCGAAGAAGGCUCAGUUCUCACCCCGCAUAAGGCCGACCGGGCCGUGUCCCAGGUUGAUGCCCGUAAGGUGCGAUGGCUGUUUGUCUAUGCAAUGCACCAGGUGCUGCGGAGCUGUGCAAAUGUGCCGUCAGAGGUCAAGUUCACAGAGAGAGUGAAUUAUCACCUUAGUGUCUCAACAAAAGGAUUGCCGCCGUGGGAGGCGCGAGACCAACGUACCUCUCGUACUUCCUUACGGGCUGUCAGUGACAGCGCGGUCGUCAACAAAGCCAAGCCUUCGCUGGCACUCGGAGCACGUGUUCGAUCCGUCAGUGCGAUCCCGCUGGCAACGUCUUUUGUUUUGCCACCAGUUAAGACACCGUUGAUGAGCACCAGCAGCACGGAAAUACAGCCUGAUAUUGAUUACUUUGCUUUGACUCACCGAGAUGAGAGCCCGACACGAGGAAGUGGGAAAAUGGGAGAGCUUACGACGCCCUCCCGAUCUCGAUCUCGCAGUCUCACAAGGGCUAUGUCUCUUCGACGGUCAUUGAGCAUGUUCCGCACACCGCCCAGCCAGCGAAUGAAGCCCGUCGAAAUGGAGCCCUCAACGCCCACUCGCAGGCCAUCGAGUCGAAAUUCUGUGUAUCAGGAAAUAGUUGUUCAUGGUUACGGAAACGGCACGAACAACGUCACUAAUGCUCUAAGCUCCAAGGAAGCCCUUGACGCCGUGCCAGACAAAAUCGAGCCAUCGAAGCCUACACCCCUGAAGGUCGUCACAACACCCGUAGCAACCACAAGCAGGUCCGCCUCGACGAGUUCGACAAGCAGUUAUGUGUCAGCACUAUCGACAGUCUCAACAAGCCACAGCAACAGCAGUGCAUCCACAACUCCCACCACCGUCGAUGGAAGCCCGAGGUCUACCCGAUUCUCCAGACACAAGUGGGACAACACGCUUCCAGACAUAGCUGGAUCGCCCGAGGCCCCCGCCACUGUCCCCACGGACAGCAGCAUCCAGCAGCAGCAACAGCCACCACCCCAAUACGACAGCCUGACCUUCCCUCUUCGCCGCCGCCGAACCCGAAUGUCAAUACGCUCCAUGUACUCAAACGACGACAUGCUCGCCUCAACGCCCAAGGCCGAGCCUCCACCGCCCCUUCCCCGGCGCAGUAGCAAGCGCUUCCGGAUGCCGGCCGGGGGCGCGUCGAAGCGCUGGAGCCUGGCGGAGGUGGUGUCGUCGCUGCGCGAGAGGAGCUCCAUGGCCGGUGGUGACAGCGACGCAGAGGAUUCCGACGAUGGCUGGGGUCUUGCGCCCUCGCCGCUCCGCAUCAACAAGACAGGCAAGCGGCCGCAUACAUCACAGGCUACGCCCAAAGUUGAUCAAGCCGAUGAUGUCUUCUCCACGCUGCAUCGGGACUCCAGCGACGAGUGGGAGAAGUCGGUGCACAGCCCCGUGGAUGCGGAUGUCAGUCCGCCUUGGGGUUGGGAGCAGUUUGCCGACUUGGGUGGGCUGCAGGAUGUCUCGGUUUCGGGCUCGAAGUGA